Messenger RNA from Mytilus californianus (California mussel), 4327 nucleotides. Its product is annotated as N-alpha-acetyltransferase 30-like. Gene Ontology annotation, molecular function: protein-N-terminal amino-acid acetyltransferase activity. The record is from RefSeq and is a predicted model, not a curated record. The transcript is spliced from 4 exons. Gene Ontology annotation, biological process: N-terminal peptidyl-methionine acetylation. Gene Ontology annotation, cellular component: NatC complex. NCBI's taxonomy places the organism in Eukaryota, Metazoa, Mollusca, Bivalvia, Mytilida, Mytilidae. Bases 147 to 980 code for a protein of 277 amino acids.
UAUAUAGUCCACAGCAACAUGGAAGCACCUGUUCUGACAAAAUAGCAAACAGGUGUCUUCUAAGCUAAAAACUGAGAUGUAGCAAGACGAAAUAACCCUAUUUUAUAGACUUAUCAAAAUGCAUUGGUUCACACUAUCUUUCUAAAAUGUCUGAAGAAAUAUGCUCAGUGUUAACUGAUUCAGGAAGCAGCUUUCCAAUCAAACCUCAGAUAGAUAAUUUACUGAAACUUGAUAAAAUUACUGUUGAAAGUGACUCCCUAAACGAUCCUUACUGCAUAAAUCACGAGAGUAAAGAUCCUAAGGUACCCAAUGGUAAAAUAAGACAUAAACAUGAAAAUGGUCUUGUCAGACAUGCAAAAUCAGUUGCAGAAUCACCACACCAAUGUCCAUGUUCUGGAAUUCAUGAUGAGGUAGAUGUUAGUAGCCAUACUUUUCAGGACAAUGAGUCUUCCAUGUGCAAAUCAUUCAAUCAGUUGGAACUUAAAAAAUGUGAACUGGAGGAACCAGAGAAUGAUGUAGUAGAUGGAAUAAAAUAUAUUGUUUACGAAUCAGAACUUCAGAUGCCAGACAUAAUGAGACUCAUAACUAAAGACUUGUCUGAACCAUAUUCUAUUUAUACCUAUAGAUAUUUUAUACACAACUGGCCAAAGCUUUGUUUUUUGGCAGUGGAUGAAGGGAAAUGUGUAGGUGCUAUAGUUUGUAAAUUAGAUAUGCAUAAAAAGAUGGUACGAAGAGGAUAUAUUGCCAUGUUAGCUGUAGAUUCAGACUAUAGAAGAAGAAAAAUAGGUUCUCAUUUAGUUCGUAAAGCAAUCAAAGCCAUGAUAGCUGAUGACUGUGAUGAAGUUGUUUUGGAGACAGAGAUUACAAAUAAAGCUGCCCUGAAUUUAUAUGAAAAUUUAGGUUUUGUACGAGAUAAACGUCUAUUCCGUUAUUAUUUGAAUGGUGUUGACGCAUUACGUUUGAAGUUAUGGUUACGGUGAAUUUUACUAUCCUUUUUAGAGUGUUGUUGUUGAGUAUAUGAAGAAUUAAAUUAUUUUUGUUUGUACAUAUAGAUAAUUUUAAAGAUGUGAUAAGGACAAAGUGUCAUCUGCAGAUGAUUAAAAAAUAUAGAUAUUGGUUUUAGAGUGUAACUGUGUUCUGAGUGGAAAAGAAUUUUAGACAUCGAAGAUGGCAAUUAAUAAGCAAAAAAUACUGUGUAUUUUGAAUAGAAUAUCUAUGCCUACAUGUAUUUUAAUGCACUAGGAUUUGGAAAGAAUGGCUCUUUUAAUUUCUACAAGAUAUUAAUUUUUGGGGAAUUAUAUAGCUGAAAUGCAGGCAAUAAAAUUUGAUCUCUCAGAAACAGAAUCACAUCGACAUUUUAACUAUUAAAGUAGAAAAUCAGACAUCAAUAUUCCACUUGUACAGCUCAACAACUCUCAUAAUAUGUUAUACUAAGAAAAGGAUGAAAUCCCUUGGUUUGCUUUAAAGUCAACAAACUGUCAUAGUAUGUUUGCAUUCAUAUUUUUAAAAUGUCAUAUCAUAUGUUCUAAAAAAACACCCUUCCUGUAUUUAAGUGAUUGAUAUUCUGUUUUUUAAUUUUUAUCCUUUUAAACUAUUUAUCUAUGUAACAGUAAAUUGAAAUUAAUGUGAAAAAAACAUGUCUGAUCCUAACAAGGGGGACCCAUUAAUGUCAAAACCAUAUACUCAAUUAAUUAAUGUUCUUAUACAGUGUACAUAGAAAUAUGUUUCAAGCUUUAAUGAAAUACAAAAAUUGUUAGGCAUUUCUCGAUACUGCUAAAUAUAUCAAGGUAUAAACACAGGAACACAAACUCCAAAUCUUAUCAACUUACCAAGGAAAACUGUAUUAUCAACUUCUAUGCUGUUAAAAGAAAAUGUACAUUUUUGCAGAAACAAUAAUAGCAUGAACCCUUGUGAAAGAGAAGACAGCAUGCACUUUAAUAGUUUAGAGCUUUAGAAGAACCUAUUUAUGACAGCCAUUAUUAUUUUUUGCAUUGUUCUUACCAAUGCUUACAGCUAUAAGCAAAAGGUGCCAAGAAUUUGCACUUCUAUUUAAAAUGCAAUUUUUUCAUUGUUAGGGCUUAAGAGAUAAAAAACACUUUCAUGCAAUUUGGACGCACUUGUUUCUGUAUGUUCUCUUGAUGAGAGCAUUUAGGAUAAGAAAAAUGAUUUAGUGUAUCUCUAAUUGUAGGGGCAAACAUUUUUUAAUGGUACAAAGAAUUGAAUACUUUUUAGUAGAUUACUGUGUAACACACAAUACUUCAGAAAUGAUUCACCAUUUUAGCAGACUUCCACAUCUGACAAUCAAAGAUAUGUCCAUAAGGAGUCUUUAUCAUACAUUGUGAAUGGCUUCUGGAACAGUCAUUUCAGGUUUCUACUCUAACAUUUGUCCAAAAUCACUUUUAAGAUACCCUUCAACUUGUUUAAAAUUUUUAUGUCAACAUUUGGGGUUUGAGCACCAUGCUGUACUCAGUGUAGCUCUUUAAUCUUGCUUUGUGUUAGAGUUUCUGAGAUGAAAUUUUAGUAGGAUUCUAAAUGAGAAAAUUCCGCAAUAAAAUGACAUGUUUCCAGUUUACCUCUCCUCCCGAUCUGUCAGAUGAUUCUCAGCAAAACCCAUUGCUUGCUGAUGAUAAAUUUAGUGUACUCUGUACUUGAUUUUUGCUUUAAGGGUUCCUUGAGUAAUAUUUAUAUAGGAGUUGAUUUGGUGAACUUCAAUAUAUAGUCAAGUGGUCAUGAAGAUAGUUUUGACACAAUGGGAGAGCCUGAAUCUGCUUCUCAUCCCAUUAAAUGGAUUCCAAUCUAACUAGAUUUUGUAGAUUUCUGUCCUGAAUUUGGACGCUAAUUGUUAAUAUCAGCAGAAAGUUAUACAAUGGUGUAAAGUUAUACAUUUGAAAGCUACCAAAUGAGUUGAAGUCAAACUUUUAUCCCUUCUUGUAAAAUGUAGUUAUGCAUGCUUUUAAUGAGUCAGACUUGCAUUUUCUUAACUAUGUACUUCAAUUGUGGAUCUUACAUUUGGCUUGUGUAUUUUGAAACAUUUAAGAAAGAUUGAAAUUUUGUAUGUAUUCAGGGUAAGAUACUAAUAUGGAUUUAUAUUUUGCUUUUUUUAUGAAACAAAGGUAAAUAUGCUAAGUAGCUUUAGACCAAAAGAGAUUGAUUGAGAGUAUAGAGAAAACACUUAAGUGGCAUCUCAAAAUCUGGAAUAGUGCAUUGUUUUCAGUUGCAAGUGUGUUGAUAGCAUAAAAGUUCAGGAUCUAACUCUAUUGAUACUGUACAAACCUACAGGUAGAUCAAAAGGUAAACAUUUUCUUUGUCAGAUUUAUAAUUGGAAUAAAAGUUUCAAAUGAUCCCUCUGUUUGAAUAGGUGAGGAAUGAAGAUUGUAGAAAUUCCUGUCUUUUUAAAUAAUUUUAGAAUUAUUGAAAAUACAUUUUGUAUAUUGAAUGGUAAGUUUUAGAGAACCUGUUUUGUAUUUAAAUUCUUUACUACACGUUCUUUGCAAAUGAUAAGUAUAAUGUAUGUGUAACUUGAGUGUGCAAAGUGGUAGAAAAAAAAUGUGUAAUGAAAUCCAUUGAGAUUAAAAUUGUAUUAAAUAAUUAUGACAGGGUUUUAAGAGAUAAACAAGACAAUUCGCAUUCUAUACACUAAGUUUAGUACCUUCUAUUUACAUUUACAACACCCUAUCUAAUGUUAUAGAGUUGAAUAAUACAUCUCGCAUAUCUUUGUUACAUCAUUCAGGCAUUUUGUGAAAAUGACAUGUAAUGUAACGUUCCUGAAACAUUUUAGGUCAUAUUUUGGAAGCAUUGUUUAAUUUACCAGAUUUCCUGAAACAUUUGAGGUCAUAUUUUGGAAGCAUUGUUUAAUUUACCAGAUUUAAUAUACAUGCUUGACAUUUGUUCAGUUUCGCAUCAGAUAUGAUAGUGCAGCAUAUUUUACAGUAUUUUGUUAUAAAAUCAUGUUUUGUAUAUAUUUCUUGGAGAGUUUAAUCUAGGCAAAACACUUUGCAUAUUAACAAAUGUAAUUCAGUCAAUCCCUAGGGUCCAUGUACAAUAUGCAUAUAUAAACUAGAUUCCUGAUAAAAACAUAUUCAGAAAAACACUUGGUAUUUGAACAUCUGUAAUAAUUUUGUUGGGAAAUGUGUCAUUUUGAAAUUUAUGAUGUAUUUUAAUAUAAUGGUACACAAUAGAAAUUCAAUGAUUUAAACUUAAUAGAAAUUUCUCAGGAUACAGAUCACAGCAGUGGUAGUGUUUUGGUUUCUAUAAAAAUUCUAAGGUAAUAACCAUUGUGAUGAAAUCCCUGUUAUUUAAAAUUGUAAAUAAAGAGAGAUAUGAUAUA